UCUGAGUUUUUUAUUUUAUUUUUCUCAUUGGUAGAUAAUCUUAAAUUGCAUACAUUUACACAAAGCCCAAAAAGAAAAAUACAAAAGCAUACCAACCGGAAGAAACACAUACACAGGGCAAACUCAACUACAAACGAUUGAAGCUGCUUGCCAUGGAACAAAUCCAUAAAACAGUCCUUGUGCAUCCCUCAUGUCUUUAAGCGUUCAUCGAACAUAACGCCCACCAUCUACACCAAAGAUGUUCGAAUCACCACGUACACAUGAAGAAAAUGUAUGUGUAAGCAAGAAAGAGCAUUUGCAGACAUGCGAAUCGAAAGGACAAAUUCACAUGCAGAAAGCAUCAAUAGAAACUCUAGUCGCUAUUUUCGCCACGUCCCAAAUCCUCAGCCCACACUAUUUGCCUAUAAAUACUAGGGCCCUUGAUCUUGCCAUAACCCACCAUAAAAAAGAGUUUCAACAAGCAUGUCUUCCUCUACUUUGUUUUCUCUUACACUUUGCUUUCUUGUUCUCUUCAAUUGUUGCUUUGCUCAGAUAGAGCAAGUGACCUCGCGACAUGGCCAGCAACAAGCUCGACGACGCAACUUUCAAUGCCAACUUCAGAAGAUCAAUGCCCUCGAGCCUGCUCGGAGGAUUAAAUCAGAGGCUGGUGUCACUGACAUUUGGGACGAAAAUGAUAAGCAGUUUCAAUGUGCUGGUGUUGCAGUUAUCCGCCAUAGAAUUCAGCAGCGAGGCCUCUUGUUGCCUGCAUACUCUAAUACCCCUAAGCUUGUCUAUGUAGAGCAAGGAAGGGGCAUUCAGGGAGCUGUAUUCGCUGGCUGUCCAGAGACAUUCCAAUCAUCAGGGAAGUUUUCUCGAGAUCGUAGUCAAAGCUCCGAAGACCAGCACCAGAAGGUUCGACAAGUAAGAGAGGGUGAUGUAGUUGCCUUGCCUUCGGGAGUUGCUGAUUGGUUUUAUAACAAUGGUGAUUCACCUCUCGUUCUUGUUCAACUUCUUGACACAAGCAAUCCUGCCAAUCAGCUUGAUCAGGAUUUCAGGAAUUUUUUCCUUGCUGGAAACCCACAACGAGAAUUGCAAAGCCAAAGAAGCUCAUACCAGAGAGACCAGGAUGAAGGUCAACGUGGACGCCAAGACGAAGGUGAAGGUCAGAGACACCAGCAAGACAGACACCGCAAUGUCUUCGGCGGCUUCGAUGAGAAAAUCCUGGCAGAAGCUUUCAACAUUGACACCAGACUAGCAAGAAGCAUAAGGAACGAAAAAGAUAACAGAGGCAUCAUUGUCCGAGCUGAGCAUGAGCUUCAGGUGGUAAGUCCACAUCAGAGCCGAGAGGAAGAAGAACGUGAAAUUGGAUACCGAGGGGGACGAGGUGGUGGAUUCAAUGGCAUAGAGGAAACUUUCUGUACUGCUAGGUUGAAGCACAACAUCAAUGACCCAGAACGUGCUGAUUUCUUUAAUCCACGUGCUGGACGCCUCACCAUUGUCAACAGCCUCAAUCUCCCUAUCCUUCGAUCUGUCCAGCUUAGUGUUGAGAGAGGUGUACUCUACCCGAACGCUUUGAUGUCACCGCAUUGGAAUAUGAAUGCCCACAGCAUAAUCUACAUCACUAGGGGAAAUGGAAGGAUUCAGAUUGUUGGAGACAAUGGACAAACGAUAUUUGAUGGAGAACUCCGCGAGGGUCAAGUAGUUACAGCACCACAAAGCUUUGCAGUAGUGAAGAAGGCAGGAAGCCAAGGGUUCGAGUGGGUAUCAUUUAAAACCAACGACAACGCACAAGUUAGUCAAUUGGCUGGACGUGUCUCUACCAUCCGCGGUUUGCCAGUGGAAGUGGUAGCAAAUUCAUUCCAGAUCUCAAGGGAAGAUGCUAGGAGGCUUAAGAACAACAGGGAGGAAGUUAGAGUUUUUAGUCCUUCACAAUCUGGAAGGAGUCAUGAGAUUGCAUGAAUGCAAUUGUAAGCUGAACAAGUAAGAGGCUGUAUGUCUAAAUCAGUAGAGAAUGAAAUAAGCCUAAGAGGGCAUGUAAUGUGGUCUUGUAUGGAACCUUGUGCUAUGCAUGUUUUAU
Molecule: messenger RNA, 2056 nt
Organism: Populus euphratica (Euphrates poplar)
Lineage: Eukaryota; Viridiplantae; Streptophyta; Magnoliopsida; Malpighiales; Salicaceae
Product: legumin B-like
Exons: 4
Coding region: 463-1938 (491 amino acids)
Molecular function (GO): nutrient reservoir activity
Source: RefSeq, a predicted model, not a curated record